Messenger RNA from Strongyloides ratti, 231 nucleotides. RefSeq lists its product as hypothetical. The record is from RefSeq and is a predicted model, not a curated record. Lineage: Eukaryota; Metazoa; Nematoda; Chromadorea; Rhabditida; Strongyloididae. The transcript has 3 exons. The coding region runs from base 1 to 231 and encodes 76 amino acids.
AUGCGUAAUUUAUGUAGUAGAGAUCUGUAUUUAUUCGCAAAACGUUUCAAUUUUGCAUGUGGAAAACUAUAUGGUGUUUUUCUUCUUCAAAAUAAAAAUGUAGUAAGCAAUUUUAACAGAAGAAAUGAUGCAUUGUGUACUGGAGGAAAAGUUAGAAGAAUAGCUGAUUUAUAUAAAGAAAAUAAAAAUAAAAAAACUGUUAAUGUUAAAAAAUUAGCUACAUCUGAAUAA